GUGGAUGAGGUCGAGCGCGAGGUUCUCGAGGACGAGGAGGGCGGAGAGUUUGAAUAUUACGCGUUCGACGCUCGCACGGGCGCGAGGCGUUGGACGGAGACGAGCGGCGAGGACGAACACCGUCGGCGCGCGCGCGCGAGGUUGAGCCUGAGAAACUUGGACGACGACGAGAUCGACGGCGCCGUGGAGCGCGCGUGUCGAGAUUUUAGAGAGAGCAUCGUGCAGGAUGGGCUACCGCAUCUGUGGCGGCACCCGGUGGAUACGAAGAUGCGUUUGGCGCACUUUAGACGACACAAAUCUCGCGCAAACGCGAUGGCGCGCGACAAGGCGAGCGCGGGCAAACGCAAACGCGGCGCGGCGGCGGCGAAAGCCGUGCCGUCGAACGCGGCGACGCGCGCGUUCGGACGCGCGUUGGACGCGCUGAAAGGCGAGUCGAAACGUAGACUCGACGACGACGACGCGCAUCCGCCGCACGCGUCGACGCACGCGCGGCGCGUGAGAAAACGAGAACCACCGAACGUCGUCGUCUCACAUCACGCCGAGGGCAUCGACGUGUUGCACUUGUACUCGGGCGUCAAGGUGUGCGAAAUGAAAUUGAAGAGUCCGGGAUUGCACGUCGAUCUCGACGGCGACGGCGUCGUCGACCACGUCGAGGCGCACGGCCGAAACUUACGCAGCGCCGAGGACAUUCCGCACUGUUGGGCGACCGUGACGUCGGGAGUGCCCGACGAGGGACGCACGCUCAGUGCGAGUAUUUGCAGAGGCGGGAGCGGCUUGGCCGGUCAUCGCGCCGCGCAAGCCGCGGGGCGAGACAUUCGCGCCGUCGAAGUCGUUUCGCCGAUUUCGCUUCGCAGGUUACCGGAAACAUCGAGCGAGCUCGCGAAACCGCUCGAUCGCAUGGGAAGGGACGCGAUUUUUCUCAACAGUCGCGGUGAGAUGACGUGUUACAACGCGCGAGACGGUGAGCAAAAGCGUUGGCAAAUUCGCACCACCGCGGAUUGGACGCCGAGCGACGACGUCGUCAAACCGUCGCUGACGUCGUUCCCCAUACGCGUCGAUGGAUACUUGGACCUCGCCAUCGCCACCGGCGCGAGUUCGAUGGUCAUCGUCAACUCCAAGGGCUACCGCGCGACGGCACCGAUCGAGCUCCCCUCCCCUCCCGCGGCUCCGCUCGUCGCUCGAGACGUCGACGGCGACGGUUUCACCGACCUCGUCCUCCACACGAAAUCCGGCGUCUACGUCUGGAUCCAGACCCCCCGCGCCGGGAAUUUACCCUUCACCUUCCUCAUCGGCGCCCUCGCCGCGUCCGCCUCCCUCGCCCUCGUCCUCCGGCUUCGCGACGCUCCCGACGCCGUCGCUCGUCGCGACGCUUCCUUCGUCGUCCGCGCGCGCGCCUCCUCCCGUCCGUCCUCCUCCUCCGGCGACGACGACGUCCCCUCCGACGCCGAUGAUUAA
Molecule: messenger RNA, 1455 nt
Organism: Ostreococcus lucimarinus CCE9901
Lineage: Eukaryota; Viridiplantae; Chlorophyta; Mamiellophyceae; Mamiellales; Bathycoccaceae
Exons: 1
Source: RefSeq, a predicted model, not a curated record